AUGCCCCCGCCCCAUCCCUCCCCGCCCCCGGCUGGCCUGCCCCGGCAACGGGACGGGCGGGGCGGGAUCGGGUUUCACAUCCUGCAGCAGCCGGCGGCCGCAGGGCAGAGGAGCGGGACAUGGCGGAGAGCUUGGCUCUCCUUUGUCCGAGGGAUAAGUAUUGAGGAUCUGCUGUUUACAAUUAAGGUGGAUGCCCAGGAGACCCAGUUUUCUCAGAAUGCGCUGUGCUCCAAACAUGGAGCGAUGUCACACAUCCUCUCGGAUUGGGUGGAGAUCAUCGAGCCCCGCUCUCGGGAGCGAAUGUAUGUCAACUUGGCCACCGGUGAGUGUGGCUGGGAGCCACCUCCCAACCUGAGAGUUCGCCAGUCGGACCAGAAGCAGUGGUGGGAGCUCUUCGACCAGAACAACAAUCGCUUCUAUUAUUACAACGCCAUCACCCAGCAAACCGUAUGGCACCGGCCACAGGGCUGUGACAUUGUGCCACUGGCACAGCUCCAGGCCAUGAAACGCAGGUCCCAGUCUGACUGCAGGGGGCCUCAGCACAUGGACAGCACAAGCAGUGAUGGGAGAAACACCCCGGUUCAAAUGGCCCUGCUGCAGGAGGUGGAGAAGAGCAAGGGGCAGAGCAGUGCAGAGAAGAGGCCAGACCCUGGAAGGGACACUCCUACCCGCUGGCAGCCUUUGCCAGGCACUAAAGCGGCCAUGCUGGUUAAAGUUAACAGUUUAAGACAAGUGCAGGAUUCAUCGAACAGUUCACUGCAGACACAGACUACUGCAGAAGCCAACAGCCAGAAAUCUCUGCUUCCAAAUCCAGUCCCAUAUGCCCAGCCUCAGUCCACAGCCGAGACGCCAGCUACUGCAAAGCCAGCCUCUCCAGUGGAAACCAAACCGUCUAUGCAGAUUAAAAAGACAGAGAAUGGUGGGUUUUGUUUAGUGCUAAGGAAUGGCCCUCCUUGUCACAUUCCGCCAAGGAGCGAAACAGGGACACCACAGCCUGCAUCUCCCAAAUAUGCCUCUCCAGCACCUAUAUAUGAUGAGCCAUCAUUAGAUUCCCCAAUUUAUGACGAACCUCCUGUAGAUAUGGACACUGAGAGUGUAAAUGCGAAUGGGACGUCUCCACAAAUAUCUCCAAGCAACAGCUUCAAAAAGCAGCUCCAGCCAACCAAAUUAUUGCAGCACCCAAGUAUGCAACAGCAACAACAAGCUGGAAAAAAGCAUGUACGAAACCCUUCCACCACAGAAUACAGCCCUGCUGGAAGGGAGUAUAUUAAACACAUGGUCAAUGUUGACCAGUCAUCCAAACCUCUUCACUGCCCUGUGGGGGUAGCUGAUAGCCCUGCUAAACCGCAGCCUGGUCUGCUUUCUUCAAAGGACAGCUUCAAGCAGUCCUGGAGGGUCUUGGAAGCCAAUGUUCUCAAGAAUAUGGAGGCUCACCACAGUCGACAGAACAGCCCACAAGCUCAAGAGUACCCUACUGUUAUAAGUCAACAGGAUUCUGGCUACUCAACAGGCCCUUCUCCGAGCUUACGAAAGAGGAAAGGAAGGAGACAAAUGGCAGGUCAGGGAAGACCUGGCUCAGUGGGCAGCAGCAGUGAACUCAGUGCUUUGAACGAUAAGUUGAUUGCGGAGAUGCGUGCCGUGGUGGGGAAAUCAGCAGCCUGCAGGGGAAGCAAAGCAAGCCUAGAUGCCGACAUGCUGGAAAACACCACCUCAACAGGGAGCAGUAAAGUUAGGUUUCAGUCAGACCAUUUGAAGAAAGGUGUCAUCCAGCGCUCAAGGGAUGACGUGACCUCUAGUAACAGGUCCUUGUACAGACAGGGACUGGAGAGGAGGGGGAGCUUCUCGAAUGACCCAGCUACGCAACAGGACGUAGUGAGGUCCAAGAGGACCUAUGAGAAAAUGGACUCUUUAGAAAAGAAUGUGACGAGCCAGACAAGUUUGGCUUCAUCAGAUGCAGCACGAACAUCCUCUCAGCCUGGAACAAUCGAGUCAGACUCCAAGCAGGAGAAUAGUGUGCAGCCUGCCAUCAGCAUGGGGUAUCAGUUUCCCUACAGCACGUUACGGAAGCCCAUCUCUCAACUCAGCAUGGCAGACUGGGCUUCCAAAAACCUGAACAUGCACACUCAGGGCAUCUUCCGCCGAAGGAUCUCCAUCUCCAACAUGCUCUCUUGGAACAGAGGCUCCAUCAAAAAGCCAAUGCUCAUCACCAGCAACCACACCAUUAAAAAGGAAGCAUGUGAGAUGUUUAAACUGGUGCAGAUCUACAUGGGUGACCGCCAGGCCCGCAUGGACCGAAAUCAUGUGGCUUUGGUCACAGUUACCAAGUGCUGGAGCAUACAGGGUUUACGGGAUGAGCUGUACAUACAGCUGAUCAGGCAGACUACGGACAAUAUGUGUUACCGAAGUUUGGCGUGGGGCUGGGAACUCAUGGCCAUCAGUCUGGCCUUUUUUUCCCCAUCACCCAAGUUUCAGUCUUACCUGGAAGGUUACAUCUACCGCCAUCUUGACCAGGUCAAUGAUGAAAACAUUACCCAGCGCAUUAAGGAACUUCUGGAUCUGAAAAACAAGAAGAACUCCAAAUCCAGGAAAAAGAGGAAGCAAAACACCGAGGAAGAAGGUUUGGCCAUCAGCACGUACGCCAGGUUCUGUUACCGGAAGCUGCAGAAGGUGGCGGUUACUGGGGGCAAGAAGGGCCUCCGUAAACCAACGAUAGAGGAGAUAACACACGCCAGAAGUGCCAUUGUGACGCCAUCGCUGUUCGGCAGCUCUCUGGAGGAAAUCAUGUCACGGCAGCAGGACAUGUAUCCGGGGAACAAGCUGCCUUGGGUACAGAUACAGCUGUCUCAGCAAGUCCUGGCCCUGGGGGGAGAACAGACUGAAGGAAUAUUCAGAAUACCUGGCGACAUUGAUGAAGUCAACGCAUUGAAACUGCAGGUGGAUCAGUGGAGGAUCCCCAACAACCUCAGUGAUCCCAAUAUACCAGCCUCCCUGCUGAAGCUGUGGUACCGGGAGCUGGAGGAGCCCGUCAUCCCCCAGCAGUUCUACAAAGAGUGCAUCAGCAACUACGAGAACCCUGCCGCCGCCGUGGCUGUGGUGCAGCUUCUGCCAGAGCUCAACCGACUGGUCCUGUGUUACCUCAUCCACUUCCUGCAGAUCUUUGCUCAGCCAUCUAAUGUGGGCAAGACGAAGAUGGAUGUGAACAACCUGGCCAUGGUGAUGGCCCCGAACUGCCUGCGCUGCCAGUCCGACGACCCCCGGGUCAUCUUCGAGAACACCCGCAAGGAGAUGUCCUUCCUGCGCAUGCUCAUUGUGCACUUGGAAACUAGCUUUAUCAGAGGGGUGGUGUGA
Messenger RNA from Emys orbicularis (European pond turtle), 3348 nucleotides. RefSeq names its product rho GTPase-activating protein 39-like. Gene Ontology annotation, biological process: signal transduction. Bases 1 to 3348 code for a protein of 1115 amino acids. NCBI's taxonomy places the organism in Eukaryota, Metazoa, Chordata, Testudines, Emydidae. Gene Ontology annotation, molecular function: GTPase activator activity; protein binding. Gene Ontology annotation, cellular component: cytoskeleton; cytoplasm. The record is from RefSeq and is a predicted model, not a curated record. The transcript has 11 exons.